UCGAAAAUACUCUUAAUUCUCGAUGUAUUUCAUUUCCAACAUUUUUUUUAAAUUCAUUCUUUAAAAAAAGAGAAAAAAAACUAAAUUCAACAAUUGGGUUUCUUUCUUACAUAACCAAGAUUUAAAAAUAAAUAAAUAAAUUUCAUGGUCAUAUAACAUUCCACUACUUUUCUUUUUCAUUUCAUUUCUUCCUAAUUUUCUUGCCCUUUUUUAAUUUUUGGUUGCUAAAUCCGAAGAGUCCACAGCUUUUCUUUCUCUCCCCCAAUCUCUCUCUGAUUUUACCCUAAAAACACCCACCCCCCUUACCCCCCUCACUCAUGUUCAUUUCCUACAUAAACCUCCUCACUUUCUCUCUCUUCCUUCACUCCUCUUCUUCUUCUCUUCACUCCUUUCUCUCUCUAAAACCCCACCAUACCCUUUCUUUCUCUCUCUAAAAAAGCUUCGAUCUUUCCCCAAAUCAAUGGCCGCCAUUGUUGUUUUCUUUCCAUGAAUAACUCUAACUUGAUCAAAACUCAAUCUGGGUUUUCCCCUCUUAUACCAAAACUCUCUGUUUUUAGAGUUUUUAUCAUCAUCUUAUAAAAAUGGCCGACAUUUUUCUGUGUGAUGAGAGUAAAGAUUUCUUCUUUGAUGAUGAUCUUGAUGAUUCUUCUAGUGGGCCCGUUGAUUUCGAUCGUCAAUCCUCAGAAAUCUUCAUCAACCAUCAUCAUCAUCAUCGUCAACUCAGUAAAUCUCAGCCGUUGAUUGUUUCCCCUGAAGAACAGAGUAUUGAUGAUGAUGAAGCUUUUGCUUCCAUGGUGGAAAGAGAAAGUUGUUACUUUCCCAGAGAAGAUUAUCUCUUCAGAUUCCGAUUUGGGGAUUUAAACUUUGCUGCUCGAACUGACGCUUUUGAUUGGAUUUUUAAGGCGCAUUCUUACUACAGUUUUGGACCAUUGAGUUUUUGCUUAGCUGUGAAUUAUUUGGACAGAUUCUUAUCAACAAGAGAAUUACCCAGUGGUAAAGCAUGGGCAGUGCAAUUACUAGCUGUGGCCUGUUUAUCAAUUGCAGCCAAAUUAGAAGAAACUAGUGUUCCUCAAUCUGUGGAAUUUCAGGUUGAAGAUCCAAAAUUUGUGUUUGAAGCAAAAACUAUAAAAAGAAUGGAGCUAAUGGUGUUGGAUACAUUAAACUGGAAAAUGAAUGCUGUGACACCAUGUUCUUUCAUAGAUUAUUCACUCAAGAAAUUAUGUGAUUAUCAUAAUGAUAAUUUUUACCUGUCUUCUUCUAGUAAUGUGGUGAAUAGAUCAAUGCAGCUCAUUUCUAGCAUUAUUAGAGGUAUUGACUUCUUGGAAUUCAAGCCUUCAGAGAUUGCAGCAGCUGUUGCCAUUUCUGUUACUGCUGAAAUCCAAUCGUUGGAUAUUGACAAGGCUUGUUCUUGUUUCAUUCAUUUGGACAAGGGAAGGGUGAAACGGUGUGUGGAUAUGAUCAAGGAAAACACGAUGAAUAACCGGAAUGAGAAUGUAGGGGUGGUGGUGGUGCCUCAAAGUCCAAUUGGGGUGUUGGAAGCAGGAUGUUUUAGCUAUAAAAGUGAUGAAUUAACAACAACAUCAACAACUACAACUACAACUACAGUUGUUGCUGUUGGGUCAUGUGCAAAUUCUUCUCAAAUUACUGGAAUUAAAAGGAAAAAAAUAGACACAUCAUCAUCAUCACCUAAGUUGGACUCUUAAUCAUCAUCAUAAUCUGAUUUUGGGGAUAAUUUUUAUAAUUUUAAAAUUAUUUUUUUAGAAAUUUAUGACAAGAUUUUUGGUUUGUGCAUCAGUUUUUGGUUGAAUGAGAGCUUUGGUGUGGUCCUUUAGAGGUGGGCCACCCCUUAAAAUAAAACAUAGAUACAAAGGCCCAUCUUCAAAGCCCACAUACCAAAUGAGACAAACAAAAGUUAGAGAGAAAAAGAGUGUACUUUUUAGAGAGAGAAAGACUGAUGCAAUUGCUAAUCAAGGUUGGAAACUCAGAAAUUGAAGAGGAUUCAUGCAAGAGUCAUGGUGAUGAACUGAUGAUGAUGAUGAACAUGGUAAAAAAAAAGAAAAAGUUACUUCUUGGAAAUACAGAUGUUAUGUUAUUUUUUGUUGUAGAGUACCUCAAUGAGGUAAAAAAAAAUGAGGGGGUGGAAAAAGAUUAUGAUCAAGAGGGAAAUUCUUUUUUCUUUUUUUUACUUUAUUUUUUUUUCUUUAUUUAUUUACUGGGGACAUAGAGUAGUAGAUAUCAAUCAAUUCUCUUUUGGAAAGAAAUUAGAAAGAAAGACAAAAACAGUGAAUCACAAGAGGAAGUGCCUUUUUAUUGGUAUAUAUAAUUAUAGUCAAUAUUUUUCCCUCCCAAAAAAAAUUGUAGUUAUUAGUUAUUGUAGUCAAAAUUCUAAAUUAUUUAUACUCCCUUGAAUAUCUUCCCUUUCCUUUUGUUAAUUUUCACCCUUUCUAUAUUUUAACUAUGUAUGGUGAACUUUGAUCAAAAGUAAUGAAAUAUAAUCAAGACUCCAUUUUUUUUCCCCUUUCAAUAAAUGGGGUUGAGUCAGUUUUUGUA
Chenopodium quinoa (quinoa) is the source of this 2550-nucleotide messenger RNA. RefSeq names its product cyclin-D4-1-like. Gene Ontology annotation, biological process: mitotic cell cycle phase transition; regulation of cyclin-dependent protein serine/threonine kinase activity. Gene Ontology annotation, molecular function: cyclin-dependent protein serine/threonine kinase regulator activity. The transcript has 6 exons. The record is from RefSeq and is a predicted model, not a curated record. Gene Ontology annotation, cellular component: nucleus; cyclin-dependent protein kinase holoenzyme complex; cytoplasm. NCBI's taxonomy places the organism in Eukaryota, Viridiplantae, Streptophyta, Magnoliopsida, Caryophyllales, Amaranthaceae. The coding region runs from base 582 to 1703 and encodes 373 amino acids.